AUGAACCGCAGAAGCAUAUUUCAGAGUGCAGUUUUACAUCGUCAAGCCAAAAUCUUUAGCCUUAUAUACAGGCUUCAUGGUAGGAACGUGAUGGUAUAUGACGGUGAUGACUCCUACCACAAUAUAUUACAUAUGGCGGGGAUGUCAGCCGAUUCCACCCAGCUUAAUCGCGUCCCAGGUGCAGCAUUGCAGAUGCAACGAGAGCUACAAUGGUUUAAGGAGGUGGAGAGCAUUGUUUUUCCGAAGGUUACAGAAGCUUUAAACAAGGAUAAAUUGAAGCCCCGAGAAUUGUUUACAAAGAAUCACAAGAAUCUGAUGAAAGAGGGAGAGCAAUGGAUGAAAGAUACAGCAACUUCUUGUACAGUGGUAGGUGCUCUCAUUGCCACCAUUAUGUUUGCUGCAGCCUUUACUGUUCCAGGCGGUAACGACCAAAACACAGGCUUCCCAAUCUUCUUAAAUGAAAAUGUGUUUAUGCUCUUUAUAGUAUCUGAUUCCCUAUCACUCUUUUCCUCUGCGACUUCAGUAUUAAUGUUCUUGGGUAUCCUAACAACGCGCUAUGCAGAAGAAGAUUUCCUCAAAUCCUUACCUACAAAAAUGAUAAUAGGACUUUCCACUCUUUUCUUUUCUAUUGUAUCCAUGAUGAUAGCCUUCUGUGCCGCUCUUCUACUUAUGUUACGUGGACAAUCGUGGUUUGUCAUUCCUGUUAUUUGUUUGGCUAGUGUUCCAGUCACUUUGUUCGCAUUGAUGCAGUUCCCCCUUCUUGUUGACAUGUUCAUUUCAACUUACGGAUCAGGCAUCUUCGACAGGAAAAUGAAACGCUGGCUAUUGCACAAAAAAACAACUGAAAAGGGUCUCUUGAGUGGUGAAACGGAGCGUUAUGGCCUAGAGGGACCUCAGACCAUCGACCCUGUCAUCUUUGACAACCCAUACUUCAAAGAGCUCUUCGUUGGUGAGGACCGACUUUUGCAGCCAUCUGAGACGGCGAAAGUUCAUCUUCGGGCCCCAUGA
Molecule: messenger RNA, 1008 nt
Organism: Corylus avellana
Lineage: Eukaryota; Viridiplantae; Streptophyta; Magnoliopsida; Fagales; Betulaceae
Source: RefSeq, a predicted model, not a curated record